This is a messenger RNA of Ogataea polymorpha, 853 nucleotides long. RefSeq lists its product as uncharacterized. The transcript has a single exon. Gene Ontology annotation, molecular function: protein-cysteine S-palmitoyltransferase activity. The record is from RefSeq and is a predicted model, not a curated record. NCBI's taxonomy places the organism in Eukaryota, Fungi, Ascomycota, Pichiomycetes, Pichiales, Pichiaceae. The coding region runs from base 69 to 827 and encodes 252 amino acids. Gene Ontology annotation, cellular component: endoplasmic reticulum; Golgi apparatus. Gene Ontology annotation, biological process: peptidyl-L-cysteine S-palmitoylation; protein targeting to membrane.
UUACUAUACUCGAGGCAUUGUGUUUGAUAUCAUAUUACCUGGUGGUGGCAGUAGGUCCGGGCUCGCCCAUGGAAUUUCCUGAGCUUCGCUGUCUCGAGCCUGGCCCAGACGUCCGUCCCGAGCCUCCAGAAUUCCUCAAGUCAAACACAGUGAUGGUGAAAAGAGAUGGAGGCUAUCGCUAUUGCAACAAGUGCAGAGUUUGGAAGCCUGACAGAUGCCACCACUGCUCAUCAUGUGAGCAAUGUAUUCUCCGGAUGGACCAUCAUUGUCCAUGGUUCGCUGAUUGCAUAGGGUUCAAAAACCACAAGUUUUUCGUUCAAUUUCUUAUUUAUACGUCAUUUUACACAGGGCUGGCCACCCUUAUCUCAGGAUACUGUCUAUACAUGAUCUACUACCUCCAGAGCGUUUCUCUGGACAAGUUCUCGCUGCACACUAUGUUUGUUUUUGCGUUGGGAGCCGUCAUGUGGCUAUGUGUUUCCGUGUUCACGCUUUUUACGAUAUACCAGUUACUGAUAAACAGAACGACGCUGGAAUCGUACGAAACUCAGGGAUAUCGCUCGAACAGGAGCUCGCAUGAAAUAGGAAACAUUUUUGAUCUCGGGUACAAGCAAAAUUGGUGUGCCAUCAUGGGCGCCACCUGGGUGGAGUGGCUGCUACCAAUCAGUGCCUCUUCUGAGAACGGAUCUGGCCUCACGUUCCGAGUGAACGAUUUGGUGUACCGCAAGCUCCAACAGGAAACACAGCUGCAGGAGAGAUUGUCUCAGGAGAUCACGAACUAUAGGGCGGUGCAGAAACAAAUUAACAAGUCUGCACUUCCUCCCGCAUAGUUAGCUCUUCACGUCCCAAAAAAAAA